Molecule: messenger RNA, 1110 nt
Organism: Aspergillus pseudotamarii
Lineage: Eukaryota; Fungi; Ascomycota; Eurotiomycetes; Eurotiales; Aspergillaceae
Exons: 1
Coding region: 1-1110 (369 amino acids)
Source: RefSeq, a predicted model, not a curated record
AUGUCCACCACCCAGUUUCAGUCAUCUCGACAUGUUCAUACCCUUGAGAAUAUAGCACCUUAUGGCGAUUACAUGGACAAGCUAGACCCUGACCCAACCCCGACCGCUAAUUGGCCUCGCAACAAUUACUUCGAACAAGGGAAGCCAGAGACCAAGACAAGCAAGGGAGGAUUACCUCUGUCCGGGACAAAGGAGCAAAACGAGCCCCAAGAAAUCUACUUCCUGGAAUUAGCUCAGAGUUCGAGGAUUACUAACGGGAGCUUCUUUGGGCAGAAUGGACGGAUUCUCCGCAGCAGGGAUGGUGGCAGGAGCAUCACUGCAGUCGUAACUGGUCUUACGGCUCCUGAUGGUCUUGCAAUAUCGCGGUCCGCCAGUCGCAUGUUUUGGACUAAUAUGGGACUCGAUACAUCUGUUCAAGAUGGGUCGGUGAUGUCUGCAAAUCUCGAUGGGAGCGAUAUGAAAACCAUCAUUCCCGAGGGUUCUGCGUACACGCCCAAGCAACUCACUGUUGACGAUCAGAAUCGGAUGCUUUACUUUUGCGAUCGUGAGGGUAUGAGUGUCCACCGCUGUGAUUUCGACGGCCGGAACCACGAGAUUCUGGUCCUCCGCGGAGAUUGCAAAACCAGCGAUAAAGAAGACCAAACGCGGUGGUGCGUGGGUAUAGCCGUUGAUGUCAAGGACGGGAAAUUCUAUUGGACACAGAAAGGGCCCAACAGAGGAAAUAAAGGAAGAAUCUUCCGUGCGAAUAUCGAUAUGCCUUUUGGUGAAAAUGCUCUUGAUCGGUCAGAUAUUGAGACAUUGUUCCGGGGACUUCCCGAGCCUAUUGACCUGGACUUUGUGUCUGAGACGCAGACGCUUUACUGGACCGAUCGUGGCGCGCAUCCGUCUGGUAAUACACUGAGUAAGGCAUAUGUUGGUGGAAAAAGUCCUCGGCUGCAGAUUUUGGCACGGCAGUUUCAUGAAGCUAUUGGAUUGAAAGUGGAUUCAAUCAACCAGCAAGUCUAUGUCACUGACUUAGGCGGUAGUCUGUAUCGAGUCAGUAUGAAUGGGGGUGGAAAGGAAGUUAUACAUCGUGGUGAUGGUUUCUACACUGGCAUCACUCUGAUCUAA